Anthostomella pinea is the source of this 1023-nucleotide messenger RNA. Lineage: Eukaryota; Fungi; Ascomycota; Sordariomycetes; Xylariales; Xylariaceae. The record is from the annotation of a GenBank genome assembly.
AUGCCGAUCGAAUACAAAGGCGCAAAGGUGCCGACAAGCUACGCAACAGUCAGCAUCGGUCACAAGGAAUCACAUACUCUGCCCUUGAAGCUCAAGGCCAUCGCCGAUGCCGGGUUCGACGCCAUUGAGCUGGGAAUGCCUGACAUUCUGGCUUAUGGCAAAAUGCUGAAUGGCCAGGAGCCGGACCCCAAGGACCACGAUACCCUUGUUGCGAUUGGAAAGGAGGUCAAGAAGCAAACACAAGAACACAAGCUCAAGAUCCUCAUGUUGCAACCGUUCGCCAACUUUGAGGGAUGGCCCAAGGGGAGCAAGGAGAGAAAAGAUGCGUUCACACGAGCAAAGGGGUGGAUGCGAGUCAUGGAAGCUGUGGGAACCGACAUGCUGCAGAUCGGAUCCUCGGACGCCCCGGGGAUAUCGUCCUCGUUCGAUGAGCUAGCAGGUGACCUGGCUGAGUUGGCAGAUCUGAUGGCGCCAAAGAGGAUGCGUAUCGCAUACGAGAACUGGUGUUGGGCCACGCAUGCCCCCGACUGGAAGGACGUGUGGCAGAUUGUGCAGAAGGUGGACCGACCGAACAUCGGUCUAUGCUUGGACACGUUCCAGAGUGCUGGAGGAGAAUGGGCAGAUCCGACCACCAAGUCUGGGCUUGUGGAGGGAGUGUCGAAACAAGACUUGGAGUUUAGAUGGAACGAGAGCCUUUCCGAGCUGGCCAAGACGGUACCACCGGAAAAGAUCUUCCUGCUUCAGAUAUCGGAUGCCUACAAGAUGGACCCUCCCCUGGAAGCAAAGGCCGACAGCGAGGGACUGAGACCACGGGGUCAAUGGAGUCACGACUACCGACCGAUACCUUUUGACGGUGGUUAUCUGCCCGUAAAAGAUUUCCUCAAUGCCGUGCUGAAGACCGGGUUCAGGGGCUUCCUGUCGGUGGAAGUGUUUGAUGGAAAGGGACCGGAUAAGUACAGUGACAUGGGUGAGUUUGGAAAGAAGGCUAUGACGUCUCUUGAGAAGCUGUUGAAAGGACAGUAA